AUGGAGUGCGUUGCAGCGAGAAACAUGGCGGCAAUGGCGUUUUGUGUGAGUCCUUCGUCGAGGUUGAGGUUGCGGAGGAAGAAGCUGUGGAGAAGAGGAACCGCGUUGUGCGGCCACGGUGUUCGGCGGCGCUCGCGGUGGUUGAAUGUGGAGGCGAAGACAGGGAGCGAGAGUUGCGUGGCGACCAAAGAGGACUUCGCCGAUGAGGAGGAUUACGUGAAGGCCGGUGGCUCCGAACUCGUUUUUGUCCAAAUGCAACAGAACAAAGCCAUGGAAAUGCAAUCCAAGCUCGUGGAUAAGUUGCCACCUAUAGGAGAUGAUAUACUGGAUCUAGUCGUGAUUGGUUGUGGUCCGGCUGGUCUUGCUCUGGCUGCUGAAUCGGCCAAGUUGGGACUAAAAGUUGGGCUGAUUGGUCCUGAUCUCCCUUUUACAAAUAAUUAUGGCGUGUGGGAGGACGAAUUUAAAGGUCUCGGACUUGAAGGUUGCAUUGAGCAUGUUUGGAAGGAUACCAUUGUCUAUCUCGACAAUAAGGACCCCAUUUUUAUUGGACGUUCCUAUGGACGUGUCAGUCGGCAUCUGCUUCAUGAGGAAUUGUUAAGCAGGUGUGUCGAGUCAGGAGUCUCGUAUCUUAGCUCAAGAGUAGAAAGUAUUAUCGAGGCCAGCAAUGGUCAUAGUCAUGUUGUCUGUGAAUAUGAUAUUGUAGUGCCCUGCAGGCUUGUUACUGUUGCAUCAGGAGCUGCUUCAGGGAAACUAUUGCAAUAUGAGGUGGGGGGUCCAAAGGUUUCUGUCCAAACAGCUUAUGGUGUGGAAGUUGAGGUGGAAAACAAUCCUUAUGAUCCAAAUCUGAUGGUUUUCAUGGAUUACAGAGACUACAUGAAGCAAAAUGUUCAAGGUCUAGAAACAAAUUAUCCAACCUUCCUUUAUGCAAUGCCCAUGUCACGUACAAGAGUGUUCUUUGAGGAAACAUGUUUAGCGUCAAAAGAUGCGAUGCCUUUUGAUUUACUAAAGAAGAAGCUCUUUUCGAGAUUAAAUACAAUGGGGAUCAGAAUUACUAAAACUUACGAAGAGGAAUGGUCUUAUAUCCCAGUUGGCGGAUCGUUACCUAACACAGAACAAAGGAACCUUGCAUUUGGUGCAGCCGCCAGCAUGGUGCAUCCAGCCACAGGCACGACUUCAUCAUGGUACUCCGUUGUGAGAUCUUUGUCCGAAGCUCCAAAAUAUGCUUCGGUAAUUGCUACUAUUUUAAAAGAUGGCCGUGCCAAGGACAUUAUUACUCAAGGAAGAAAGGUGAAUCUAUCUAUGCAAGAGCAUUUGAAUUUUCUUUUUCUUUUAGCUUGGAAUACGCUUUGGCCACAAGAAAGGAAACGGCAGAGGGCAUUCUUUCUUUUUGGAUUAGCUCUAAUUCUGCAGCUGGACAUUGAGGGCAUUCGAACAUUCUUUCGUACUUUCUUCUGCUUACCUGAUUGGAUGUGGCAGGGAUUUCUUGGCUCCUCUCUCUCAUCUACAGAUCUUGUAUUAUUUGCUUUCUACAUGUUCAUAAUAGCACCGAAUAACUUGCGAAUGUGUCUAGUCAGACAUCUACUUUCAGAUCCUACUGGUGCAACCUUGAUAAAGACUUAUUUAACGACUUCGCGAUACUCAAGUCGUUAA
Messenger RNA from Sphenostylis stenocarpa, 1650 nucleotides. The record is from the annotation of a GenBank genome assembly. Lineage: Eukaryota; Viridiplantae; Streptophyta; Magnoliopsida; Fabales; Fabaceae.